Messenger RNA from Petromyzon marinus (sea lamprey), 3247 nucleotides. The record is from RefSeq and is a predicted model, not a curated record. Lineage: Eukaryota; Metazoa; Chordata; Hyperoartia; Petromyzontiformes; Petromyzontidae.
GAGGCUUGCGAGAGGAUGCGUCUGAGCUUUAGAGCUGCAUGUGGAUGUGGGGGUGGUAGUGGAGGCAGGGCCUCGAAUGAAUGGGCGUCGCUGCCAGGAGGUGGGGGUGGCUCCGCUCUCUUCCGGAGCGCGUGGCUCGACAGCUUCAACAGCAGAGGCACCGCUGUUGUUGCGUCUGCCGCUGCUGCCGCCGCUGCUGCUGUUGUUGUUGUUGGGAGGCCGUCGGUUCGAGUACUCGGACCCCCCCCCCCAACCACCACCACCCCGGACCCUUAAACCCCUGACCAGGACUCCAACCUGGACGGUGACCUUUCGCGCGGUUUGGAGGUUUGACCCGUCCCGGUGUCGCUCCGCACCGCGGGCCUCGUGGUAACCCGCACGAGUGAAGAAGGGGUUGGAACCUGUAUUUUUCUGGAGCGUCUUCACCCUGUCACAUAAUAGACGGACUCGUUGUCAUCGCGAUCAUGACAUUGAUCGCCUUGAUUGAUUAAUUCGAUCUCGUUGGGUCAAUUGCCACCGCUCGGCAGCGCGCUCAGACUUCGGUAGGCAUCAUACAGUACAUACGAAGUAUAUACUGUAGUGAGUACAGUACUGCGCGCGUGUGAGCAUAGGGGUUAACGUUGAUUACGUACAGCGCAAGCCAAGCGCCAUUCAUUUACGGCGGUCGCCGUCAACACACGAGGAAGGGACGGGCAAUUAACAAUGGCUAUAAUGAAGACAACUGCGUGCGGAUGGAGGAGAUUGUCGUGAAGGCCCCGGCAGUGCUGAAGGGACGUGCCUGGAGCCCCUUCAUUCGAGACCCUGGGAGCCCCCACCAGGGGUCAAUUAAUUGACACCUGAGGAGAGGGGACAGGGGGGCUGGCAGGGGUGCCCUGGCCUUCGAUUAAUUAGGAGCAAUAGUUUGGUCGCGCAUGUCUGCAUGGCUGAGAGCGGAGGAGGAGGUGGUGGUGGUGGUGGAGGUGACGGCGACAUUGGCAGUCCCAGCACUGACAGGCGACACAGGCCCAGGGCUUCGUCCGCGGCUGCAGUAGCAGCAGGAGGAGGAGGAGCAGCAGCAGCGGCAGCAGGAGGAGCAGCUGCUGGAGGUGACAUGAGCCCCAGGAGUCGCCACAGGCUGCUGAGGGGGGGCUCCCAUGGACACUGUUUCCGCAAGGUGACGCUCACCAAGCCCACGUUCUGCCAGCACUGCACCGACUUCGUGUGGGGCAUCGUGGGCUACCAGUGCGAAGUCUGCAAGUUCAUGUCGCACGAGAAAUGCCUCAAGAGUGUGGUCAUCAUGUGUUCCACUCACCUGGCCACCUGUGUCAAGGUCCCCGUGGCACACUGCUUCACCUCCCCGGGGCAGUACAAGAAGAAGUUCUGCAACGUGUGCAGGCGGCACCUGGAGGACAGCCUUGCCUACCGAUGCGAAGUGUGUGACCUCCACCUGCACGCCGACUGCAUGCAGUUCGCCUGCAGCGACUGCCGGCAGUGCAACCAGGAGCGGCCGGGGGAGCUGGUCCUCUCCAUCCACCACUGGCGAGAGGGAAACAUGCCGUCGGGCUCGCGCUGCGAGGUGUGCCGCAAGGCGUGCAGCUCCUCCGAGGCGCUGUGCAGCAUGCGCUGUGGUUGGUGUGGCCUCACCGUUCACUCCGGCUGCUGCUCCUCCAUCCCCCCCGAGUGCUCCUUCGGGCGCCUCCAUAGCCUGGUCCUUCCGCCGAACUGUGUGCGUCUCUACGGCAACCUGCAUCUUCAGGAAACCAUCGCUGCGGAGGCUGAUGGCGGGGGCAGUCAACCGGGUCUUCUGAAUAAAGACUCUCCUGUUAACACACCUGAAACAGGCAAGCAGAAGAUGAAGGUGUUUGACGGCGACGAGGCGGCGCGUGCUGGGCGCUACCACACUGUUUCCGUGCCACGCAUCAGCCGAACGGACGACGUCGUGGAGGCAGCCCUGCGAGAGUACUUCCUCCCGGGAAACCCCACGGACUACGAGCUGCGGAGUCUUAGCCUUGGGAUGCUUUUCAGCCCCGAAGAGAGCGGUCUCCAUGGCAACGGUCACCUGGGCGACGACCCGAGCACAGAGGGCGACCCCGGAAACCAGCAGUUUGUCCAGGUGUUCCGGGACACCCUCCCGGAGGCGUACGUGAUCCGGGCCAAGCGCUCCUCCUCCGAGGUUGUGAAGAUCUACGCUGACUGGCUAUGCAAAGGUGUGGCGUAUGUGUCGUUCCGCAUCGACGAGAGCCACACGGUGCGAUCCGUCAUCACGGAGGUCCUGCUGCUGCUCGGACGCAAGAACGAAAGCCCGGAUGACUACAGGCUGACGGAGGUGAUGAUGCACUGCAGGGAAGUGCAGAGGAGAGUGCUGGUCAUGGAGCAGAGCAUGCUGGAUCACCUGCACGAGAUCCGAAAGCUUUCAGUGCAGCGGAUAAACCUGACGCGCUUCUACAUCACGGCAAAACUCGAUGGGGAUGGCAACACCCAGCUGCUGGUGGGGGGGCUUCCCCCCGGCCUCGCUGCCCCCGACUACCUCUCCCUGCUGCGCACGCACGUAAAACUCAAUGAAAACACGGCAACUAUAACGCAAAUCUACUCCAAACAAGGCGCGGUGGCCCUUGAGGUGUCGUCGUGCGCGGAGGCGGAGCGCCUGUUCCGUCUGGCCAACGACAGCAAGAUCACGGUGGACGACAAGAUCAUUAGCAUCAACCUGCUCCCAACGCUGAUCCCGGAGCAGAUGCCACGCAGCUGCCACCCCCUGCUGGUGCUGAUCAACCCACGGAGCGGGGGCAUGCAGGGUCGCGAGCUGCUUCACAGCUUCCGCAAGGCGGUCAACCCCCACCAGGUGUUCGACCUGGCCUGCGGAGGUCCCUUGCCGGGGCUCCACGUAUUCCGGGAGGUGCCGCGUUUUCGGCUGCUGGUGUGCGGCGGGGACGGCACAGUGGGCUGGGUGCUGUCACUGCUCGAGGACAUCAAGCUGAAGCUCGCCUGCACACAGCCGCCCGUCGCCAUCCUGCCGCUCGGCACGGGUAAUGACCUGGCACGGGUGCUGCGCUGGGGCCCGGGCUACUCCGGGGAGGACCCGCUUUCCGUGCUCAUCAACGUUGACGAGGCCCAGGAGGUGAAGAUGGACCGCUGGACCAUUCUGCUGGACGCCAACGAGCCUGAGUGUGCACAAGAACGGACCAGCAUGCCCAGGGUGGGCGUGCGUGCAUGUUUGUGCUUGUUGUGGGAGGGGGAGCGGUGGCAUAGUAGUUAAUGAACUGCGCUACGA